Molecule: messenger RNA, 1509 nt
Organism: Linderina pennispora
Lineage: Eukaryota; Fungi; Kickxellomycota; Kickxellomycetes; Kickxellales; Kickxellaceae
Product: ERCC4-domain-containing protein
Exons: 6
Coding region: 10-1509 (499 amino acids)
Biological process (GO): mitotic intra-S DNA damage checkpoint signaling; double-strand break repair via break-induced replication; resolution of meiotic recombination intermediates
Cellular component (GO): nucleus; Holliday junction resolvase complex
Molecular function (GO): 3'-flap endonuclease activity; DNA binding; crossover junction DNA endonuclease activity
Source: RefSeq, a predicted model, not a curated record
GUUCCUGGAAUGGGUGACAGAAUGGCAUACGGACGCAGUCAAUCGCAACAACCACAGCUGCAGGGCAUUGGGCCAGGGAUCGCUGGGCGGCUGGCGAAGAAGCUGGCAGCUUGGCGCAAGGCAAACGGGAUCGCCGAGCCCGCUCCGCAGCAUGCUCAGAAUGAUACUGAGGUGUCUUCAUCACAGGGCCCAGCGCGACCAAGGAAGCCACAGGUGUAUGUGCCACGGUACCGGUCUGGUGCCUUUGCACUGUUGCUCGGACUGUACAAAGCAUACUCUUUGUAUGGGCCAGACUACUUUAUCCCCAAGUCGGAUCUCAUUCAGUUCAGCGAGCAGUAUACAGAUACAUCAUUCUCGCAGUACACUGCAUGGAAUGCGAUGAAGACACUCGAGACUAAAUCGCUGGCGGAGCGCCAAGGAGGUGUCAAAUACUGCCUGACAGACGAUGGGGUGGAAAUUGCAAAAAAGGUCGUUGAUGUGCUGCGGACCCGAAAUGAGUUGCCCGAUGAUGACGCUCGAGUAUUCAUGGAAUGCGAGAGGCGUGAAGAGCGCAGCGCCUCACCACAGUCUGCUGAGCAGCUGCGUGGUGAUGUUGAGGAUGACAGUAUGUUUGCAUUUUCGCAGACCAGCGACUACUCCAGCAAGGGCAAGCGCGCUUUCACGCAACUCCAGCGCAGCCUCGACAUGCGUUCUGAUCUUGUCCACUAUCCAGAAGGGUCGUACGACAUCAUACUGGUGGUUGACAAUCGCGAGGUGCACAGUGUCAGCGACCGCAAUCUGAUCCAGAAGGAGCUUGAGGAUCAGUGCGUAAAUGUCGAGAUCCGACCACUGACGGUCGGCGACUACCUUUGGAUAGCACGAGCCAAACCCGCCAGUCGGUUCAAGCAUCUGCCAGACAUAGUGCUUGACUACGUGGUUGAGCGGAAGCGCAUGGAUGAUCUUUGUGCAAGUAUCCGCGACGGACGGUACCGUGAGCAGCACUCUCGGAUCCACCACACAGGGUUCACCAACGUAUUCUACAUCGUCGAGGGAAACGAUCCCGACGCACGCACGGUGUCUUUUGAAGCGUCGCUCAAGAUGCUCCGGCAAACAACCAAGGCACUGGAAAGCACACUGAAAGAUGUGUAUGCAAUUCCAGAUAGACUGGUUGGCCGCAAGGAGUUUGCGGCGUUGAAGCGCAAUAUCCAGGCACGGUUUCCAAACAUACGCUUAGCCAUGUCGUUUGAUGCCUACGACAUUGUCAGCAACAAGACUGGGUCGCUGUCGGUCGGAGAAUUGUACUUGCGCAUGAUCAUGACUCUGCGCGGGGUCGGUGUCGAAAAGGCACUGACGAUUGGGAAAGAGUUCCAGACACCAACCGAGCUCAUAGGAAUGCUUCAGAGAGAUCCGAAUGGCACCAAGCGGCUCCAGGACAUGGUUAUCGAUGGGUCGCUCAGGCGGAUGGGGCCGGUAUUGGGCAAGAGGCUUGCACAGUUCUGGUCUGCCCAGACAUUCAAUACCACGGAGUAA